AUGGAAUCGUUUGAUGGAUUUCUCCUAGCUCGCCCAGAUGCUGCCCUCCAACACCGUACAACAUACACCCCCAAGUGCCUUGGACUCGAUAGGGCACAAGGCAUGUGGUAUGACUUUGGGUAUGGCCAAGGCCAAAUCAUUGUUAUUAUUGAUAGUGGGGUGAAGCCCACCCACCCUUCCUUCAAUGACCAUGUCUUGCCACCGCGUCCCACCAAAUGGAAUGACUCUUGCUAUUGGGGCCCACCAAUCUGCAACAACAAACUCAUAGGUGCACAGGGCUUGAGGCUAGGUUCAGACCCACCACUCGACACUGAAGGCCAUGGCUCCCAUUAUGCAGGUAUCGCCGCCGAAAACUUUGUCGAUCAUGCCAAUAUCCUUGGCCAAGCCCCAGGCACGGCCGCCGGGAUUUCACCGAGGGCCCAUCUUGCUGUCUACAAGUUAGCCAGUGCAGCCGACUUACUGGCUUCCAUUGAUGAUGCAAUUCGAGACAACGUUGAUGUGCUGUCCAUUUCCCAAGGCGAUAAUAGCCCAGAAUUCUAUCUCAAUGGGAUUGUAAUCGGUUCCUAUGCAGCUAUGAAAAAGGAUAUCGUUACUUGCGCGUCCGCGCCCAACUAUGGCCCAAGCGAAAGUACCAUGGACAAUGAUGCCCCCUGGAUUAUAACUGUCGGUGCCGCCUCAACUGACAAAAGAAUUAUGGCUACUGUAAAGCUUGGCGAUGGAUGA
Dendrobium catenatum is the source of this 723-nucleotide messenger RNA. Its product is annotated as subtilisin-like protease SBT1.4. The record is from RefSeq and is a predicted model, not a curated record. Gene Ontology annotation, biological process: proteolysis. The coding region runs from base 1 to 723 and encodes 240 amino acids. Gene Ontology annotation, molecular function: serine-type endopeptidase activity. The transcript has a single exon. NCBI's taxonomy places the organism in Eukaryota, Viridiplantae, Streptophyta, Magnoliopsida, Asparagales, Orchidaceae.